Hypoxylon trugodes is the source of this 930-nucleotide messenger RNA. RefSeq names its product ADP-ribosylation factor 6. Gene Ontology annotation, biological process: vesicle-mediated transport; intracellular protein transport. Gene Ontology annotation, cellular component: cytoplasm. The record is from RefSeq and is a predicted model, not a curated record. Gene Ontology annotation, molecular function: GTPase activity; GTP binding. The transcript is spliced from 3 exons. Lineage: Eukaryota; Fungi; Ascomycota; Sordariomycetes; Xylariales; Hypoxylaceae. The coding region runs from base 272 to 832 and encodes 186 amino acids.
AUUACUGUGUCUGCCACUUGCGAAUCAACCAAUAACGACGUGUUGGGUUGCAAAUCGCCGUUUUACUUACCAUCCUCCCUCCAUCCAAGCCUCACAUGUUAAUAAACCCGACGACAUAACAUACUCCUUAUAACCACACCACUACAUUUCAACUAAGUUUGCGACGCGAAUUGACUAUACGGGCGACUCGAUAUAAACAACAAGCGACGACGUCAAUCAGGUUUCUCCUAUUCUAACUCAUAUCCCCUGACCAAAAUCAACAAAAGUCAACAUGGGGGGUCAACUCUCCAAGAUGAUGGGCAAGAUCUUCGGAUCGAAAGAAAUGCGAUUGUUGAUGUUGGGUCUUGAUGCUGCCGGAAAGACUACUAUCCUCUACAAGCUUAAGCUCGGUCAAGAUGUAACUACUAUUCCUACCGUCGGCUUCAACGUCGAGACAGUUACCUACAAGAAUGUCAAGUUCAACGUAUGGGAUGUUGGUGGUCAAGACAAGAUUCGUCCCUUAUGGAGACAUUACUUCAGCGGAACCCAAGGUUUAAUCUUCGUCAUCGACUCUUCCGACCGCGCUCGAAUGGAUGAGGCGAGACAAGAACUACACCGAAUUAUCAACGACAGAGAAAUGAAGGAUAGUUUACUUCUAGUAUUUGCCAACAAGCAGGAUAUCACCGAUGCUCUAAAACCCCAAGAAGUAACCGAGGCGCUGCAGUUGUCGAAGUUGAAGGAUAAGAUCUGGUAUGUGGUACCUAGUUGUGCUACAACGGGUGAGGGUUUAUUGGAGGGUCUGGCGUGGCUUUCGAACAAUGUCAAGGCUCCUCCUACACCAGCCAAGAAAUAGGGCUUCUGAGUUGUUGUUUCCUUUGAUACCCUUGCUUUGUUUUUGAUCUAGAACAAUACCCUCUCUAUACGCCACCGAGGAGAAUGGAUGGCAACGGC